GAUAAGCAUUUCAGCAGCCGCGUCUCCAAAGUCACCCACCGCGAGCGCCCCUACCAGGACCACGAAGGCUCGUACUUGGUUCUUUUUGCUGUUCAGCCGCAUCCAAGAACAAGGAAACAUGGAUCGUUAAGGUCUCCUUGGGUUACUGGUACUGUCAACAUUACCCCUGAUACCUGCAUGUCGCGGAGCCUAUCCCUUGGCCUGAUUGUGGCACUGGCUUGACAAUGAUCAAGGCUAUCUUCUACAGCAAAUUCGACACCCAGGAGGGCCCCAAGGUUGUCCAUCAAGUCCCCGACGGCGCCAUCGUUCCCUCGUCCACCGCGCCAGCGCAACCCCUCUUCCUGACCUUCUCCGACGUCUCAUUCUUCGUGAUUCCCCGCCAGGAGCUAUGUGGCAACCUGUUGCAGGUCUGCACGAACGGAUACCGUAUUCUAGGCUAUCCUAUUUGCAUGAAAUCAGACCGCUAUUCUCGAAAUGAGUUCAUCUUCAACUUUUGCAUUGUGCUGGCCGAAGAGGACGAUUUCAGUCAGUACAAGAGCGUGGUGCAAAAGCUUGCGGACUUGAUGCAUGCACUGGAAGAACAGAAUGGGUUUCUAUCGAGAGAUUUCUCCAAGACUGGCGAGGGGAAGGUGCAUAGCCUGUGUGAGAUGUUGAUGGAGGAUUUGAACAAUUAUUGCGAGUGCAUGAUUCCAAUUGAUGAGCUCAAUACUCUGAACAUCAAAUUAUUCCCCAUCUAUCCCUCGCCACCACCGGUCAAGGCGUGGCAGGUACCCUUGUUCACGGUCCGGUAUCAGGCUUUUAUGGAUGAGAAUUGGGAUCUCUCCUUGCAGCGAAUCGUUCCACAUAUCAAUGGCGUCAACAGCGUCCGUAUUAUCUCUAUCCUCGCAGAUACCGACUUUCGGCUCACAUGCCGAGCAAUCCGACACUUGUUAUACUACGGUUGUCUAUUCCUUUUGGACAUUUUCUCAUUCUCUGCCAUAUACGCACCAACAGCUCAGUUCAGCGUCAGCAUUGGCUCAGAUGAAGCCAUGCAACUUGAGUGUGCACGCUACGUCAAUACACGUUUCGCGCCACAUACACCGAUUGGCCCUCACACCCCCCUUCCACCGCAGAUCGCACCAGUAGCAGCCGCAACCAGUGGCGGGAGUACUGGUGGUGCUGGGCCGCUCUCAAGCCCACUGACUGAUCCCGCCCCGAGUCUAUCUCGCGACGAUUACCGCUUCGAUGCAGAAGAGAUAUGGCCAUUAUUGGGCGACUUAGAAGAUGCACCGAAUGGUAGCCGCAAAGUCACCAACAUCCCCGAAAACGACAGUAUCCCCGCUGGCCAAGGCCCCCGAGUCGUGGAUGGCGUAGGCAUCGUCGAGCUCUACGCGGCCCUGAAACAGGGCCAGAGUGUGAAACAAUGGUACUCACAGCACAGCCGCGAGCUUGCCAAUAUUGAUAUUCGCCGCUUCAUCACAUUUGGCGUGAUUAAGGGCUUCCUCUACCGCGUACACAAAUACGCCUGCGCAACCGGUCAGCCGGCGCCGGCACCGCGCUCAUCGUCUAUCGUUCCCAUGACUACAUCGGCGGGGCCGUCCUCUCGUACUACGACUGGGAACAAUACUCCGUACGCGGCAUCUAGUGUGGGCGAGGACGCUCCUCUUUCUGCCCGACGAGAUGCUAGUCGUGAACGUGCGGCAUCUUUUCACAGUGGGAGCCGCGGUGGCAUUGGGGUGGGGAGUGUGCCAUCAGGAGUCUUUGAAGAGGAAGAGGAUGAGAUCGAUGAUCGGACGCUGUCCAAGUACCUUGAUGGUACACACAGCUUCGACCAAAUUUGUACAGAACUGGAGAUAAGCGAGCGUGAGCUGACGGGUCGAUUGAAACGGUAUCCUGGAGAGGUGCUGAUUCUCCACCGAUGAUGUUGUUUACGGAGGAUGGUGUGUCAUUUUGAUAGUUUUGAGUUGUUCUUAGUUCAUAGAUACCCGAUUCUUCUUUUCUUUCUAGAGUCGCUCAGGCCUAUCAGUAGUCGAGUUUGGA
Penicillium brasilianum is the source of this 2019-nucleotide messenger RNA. The record is from the annotation of a GenBank genome assembly. NCBI's taxonomy places the organism in Eukaryota, Fungi, Ascomycota, Eurotiomycetes, Eurotiales, Aspergillaceae.